GCUUUAAGACACACACACAAACAUGGCGGCCUCUAUUACACCGCUACGCUCCUCCUUCAGGAUUUGUAGCCAGUUAACGUUACCCCAUCACUGCUGCCGGGCGAAACUGCGAAUGCACAGAAAAUGCGAGAGUCAAAGGAGACAUCUACACCAGACGGCGACGAGGUAAAUGGCACUUUGACUGAAACAGUGCAGCUUUUUUUCCUUUAAUGUAACGUACAGAUGGUUGUACGUUGCGGAAGGAUGAGCGACGCUUCAGCUGCACCGGUGAAGGCGCGUGCACCGUCACGUGUGCGAGGAGAGUGAUUGACAGGAGGUCUCACCGUUCACGGUAGAGGGGACAGGGAGGGCUGGGCUGGCUAGGCUAGGCGGGCAUCCUUUUGGUUAGAAGGUCAGUAACAGAUUUGGAGUAAAAAACAAAGCUUUUAACACAUCGGUGGGGUUACGUAACUCGCCGCAUUUUGCCGGUACGCGACCGUAUGUCAGCACGCUGCAUACCUAUAGAGCUGGCUGCUGCUAGCGGACGGUUAGCUACCGUUACAGCCGUUAACAGGAAGCAGGCUCUAGCCAUCUUGGUGUCCCGAGAGAGAAACAGUCUGCCACUGUGUGGUUGACAGAGGAAGACAAACUGCAGCAGCCUAAUGUGCUCAACAUGACAUAAAUGACUCCCUAAUAAUCAUUAUUCACUGCUUACAAUGAAACAGGUAACACUACACUUAUAUGGCCAACAAUAUGGAGGAUUUGUCCCCCCCAGGCUCUCAAACUUAGUGUCCAGCUAUCACAACAUUUUCAUCCAGCCGUUUUAGCUGUUUUAUUUAAACUUAGAUCACUCAUGCAAAUGCAUCAACUUCAUACUAAAUGUCUUUUUAUUAUGCUGUAAAAGAUGGCAUACCUUUACAUUCGGCUUCCUGCUCCUCUUUUUCUUUCCACUGCUCUAUGCAUUGUGCACCUGAGGGCUUAGACCGGCUUUGUAUCAUGUAGGAUUAACAUGAAAAUAGAUUCAACCUGCCGUCUGAGACCUAUCAGUCAGGCUUUUUGUCUAAUAUUGUUUCUCUUGCACACUGAUACCCAUCUCCCACUUGCACAAUAAAUGCACGUCACAUGACUCAGUAUUGCAAAUGCACACCAGUGUAAAAGAUGACAAACAACAGGACUUACUUAAAAGAUUCUUUACAUUUUUUUUUUUUCAGUUGUCUAUUUUCAAGACUGAGCAUGUGGAAAGGGUGCCUAUGGGUGCUGCAGAUAAUUACCUCUAUUUGUUCCUUCAUUUAUUGGUUGAUUGACCAAGUGGGACCUGCACACCCCUCCAGAGUUUAGCCAAGGAUGGUCAUGACAGGGAGUACAUCAUAAAAAUGACCUCUGAUAGUAAUUUAUCUAGGUUUCUUAAAGCUUAGUUGGUCCAUUACAGGAAAAAAAAAGUCACAAAAUUAAACAAUUAGUCGUUAGUUUUCCCAACUUCCAUUUAACAGGCAGAGACCUUGAGCAGAACCAGACUCAUGUCACAUGUUUUCACUCUUUUUCUCCAGGCAUGCCGCAGUGGUGAUAUCUGGGACGGAGCUGGCUCGACAGAUCCACAGAGAAAUCCAGCGUGAUGUGGAAGAUCUGGUUGCACAGGGCAACAUGAGACCCCACCUUGGAGUGGUCUUGGUGGGGGACAACCCAGCCAGCCAAACCUAUGUUAAGAAUAAGACCCGGGCUGCCAGCAUCCUGGGUCAGAUAUGAGCAUUACACACGUUUCUAAACACUGCAUGCAUACUGUGUACUGUUCACAUCACAGACAUCACACUGAUGUCCCUCAUGCAUGCUUCAAUAUUUGGUGCAUUCAUGGACAUCAACUGUAGAUACACAUGAAUAAACAUGAUUUGCACAAGCAUAGUUCAUGUGAUGCAUAUGGAAAGAUUAUGAACACGGAGUGUGCGCAAUGUUUAUGCUCUUUUCAGGUAUUUCAAGUGACACAGUUAUUCGGCCCAGCUCUGUCUCUCAGGAGGAGUUGCUGGAGUUGAUUGACAAGAUGAACCGUGACUGGAGGGUCAGCGGCCUGUUAGUGCAGCUGCCUCUUCCAGGUAAACACAGGCAUCCACAGCUGUACUGCUGAUGUCCUCCCUGACAUCCAGUUUAAACGGGAGUUGGUCUGAAUGGACUAGCUGAGACUGCUCAUAUAUGGGUCUUUUUUAAAAUGAUAAAAUGAUCAAUAGCUGUACACAAAAACUGCCUGAAAUGGCGUUUACAAAAUGAGUAAUUUUUAUUUGCGAUAUUAGUAUUUCAAUAGCUAUUCUGAAAACUUUUUAAACUCUGGCUAUGCAUACGCCUACAAACUAUGUGUCUAAAACUACAUGUUAUCCCAUUUUUAAAGUUAUUGUCAAAAGUAGCUGUUAGGUUUUAAUGUUAUUGUGUCUUAAAUUAUUGAGUCAAUGUUCUUUUCUAUCCCUCCUUCAGAGCACAUCAAUGAGCGAGCAGUGUGUAAUGCCAUCGCUCCAGAGAAAGAUGUGGAUGGCUUUCACAUAGUGAAUAUUGGUAAGCUGUGUCUGGACCAGAGAUCCAUGGUGCCUGCCACACCUGCAGCUGUCUGGGAGAUCAUCAAAAGAGCAGGUAAACUCUCCCAAAUUUCUAUCUAUAACAUCACUUUUUAUACAUUUGGCUUUGACGUGUUUAUCUGGGUUUUUUUGCUUGUUUGUUUUUUGUUUAGGUCUUAGGAUAAUCAUUACCAUAAGCCCUACAUUUUGUACAGCCUGUUACUUUAUCUGAAAUCACUACUACUCACUGGUAAAGUGAAGAACUUCUGCAGUGUCGGUACUACACUCAUGGAGGCACAUCUCAUGAUUGAAUCCUUACAAAACAUGAUUGAAAGAUACUCACUGCCUUCGUCUGAUCCUCUAGAUGGCGCCUGAGAACAAUUUCCCCUCACUUUUAUAUCAAUUUUUUUUUUUCAUUUCUUUUCAAAGUAAAAGUAACUUGCUUCAUGGCAGUUACACAAGAUCACUCAGUUAACUUCUUGGUGGCAUAUGGACAUGAAUAUUUGGGCAAUUCUGGUAUUUGGCUGAAUACGUUGUCCAAAAUUUGAAUACACAGAUGGGUGUGGUGCAAACAGUUUUGUGAUGUUAAAAAAAAGUUCUAGAUAUUUAUUAAAAAAAGAAAAAAAAGAAAGAAAAUAUCAGAAAACGGACCUCCACAGAAAGUAUUGUAACUCCUCUGUUGUUUUGCCCGUUAAAGCAGCUAGAGGGCACUGUAGUUCAGAGUAGCGCUUAAUUUUUCUGCUGGCCUGAAAAAACUGCCUCUGGUGAGAACCCCGCUUUCUGAAAACUGUUGAAAAAAAAAAAUGGCAUUGGAGGAACUGUAGCUUCCUGUUGCUUGCUGUUUAGUGUUUUGUAAAUGAUACCCUGAUUUCUGAUUGUUGAACUGAGGGAUCAUGUAGAUUUGAUUUGUAGACAACCUAAAGGAAAUCUUAAGAUGUAAAACGAAGAAUUAAAUCCACAAAAAGGGGAAAAGUUCACUCCACAGCAUGACUGAGCAGGAUACAAAUAUGUAACAGUUACUUAACAAGCAAACAGAGAUAACAGCAGAAUACAUGUCCAGCCAGAACCGCUAAUUAGUUUUUUGUCUGCUGACAAUGCAUGUAGUAAUUGCCCUUGCAUGAGGAGUCAGAAUCACAUCCCUCCACAUACCUGUGGGGUGAGUCAAUGUGGAAGUGUUGCUCCAGGCACUCUGUGGGAUGACCAUUUCAUCUUUGUGUAUUGUAACUUUUUGUCUCUUUUCUGAGCAGUAAGGUAGGUCAAGUUUUAUUUAUUUAUUUAGGACAAUUUCUGACAAUAAGUAUUUCUUUCCAGGUAUUGAGACAGUGGGAAAGAAUGUGCUCGUCGCUGGUCGCUCUAAAAAUGUUGGAAUGCCCAUUGCGAUGUUGCUACACACGGAUCGCAACCAUGAACGCCCAGGGGGUAAGUGUGUUUGUGUGUGUGUGUGUUUGUGUGUGCGUAUGCGCAAGUGAAGGUCCACCUGUCGACUGUGUUGCAUUAUGAUUGGAGUGCUUCCCUUGUAGUUAAUAGUAUUGCACCACUCUUGACUUUCCCUGAAAGGUACAUGUUGCUUAAUUUUUUUUCGGGAUCUGGUCCAUAAAUUCAUGCCUCAGUAAAUCUCGGGAUCUUUAACCAAACAAUAUAAGCCCAUGCACAUGUAAGAAGAGUUCAAAAAGGCGAAAAAAAACAGGGAGUGUGAAGGAAAAGUCCAAAGAGGGCGACACAUUUGGUAUUGGGCACUGCUGGCAGACGGAAACACAAUCCUAAUAAGGCUUCAGGAAGCAGGGAGGAGAUUUGGAAAGGAAUGACAUGGAAUUUUCUGUUCUGAUAAAGCAUCCAGAUAAGCUGGCCCUGUCAAGGUAAUGCAAUACGGCAGGACAUAUUACGAGAACUCAAUAAUACCUGCAUGCAAACCUGUGUGUGUGCGUUUGCUCAAGGGCAGUCAUCCCCCUCAUCCAUCGAAGGGGAACAACUUAAAAGGAUCCUUGAAAAGUUGCGCUUUUCCUGCUGUCUGUCACAAAGAGAGGUGUGCCCCUUUAAGUUACUCAGCAGUAUUAGAUCAGUAGGGGAGACCGGGGCUUGUUGUCACAUUUUUUACACUCUUAUAUUUCUUGGAAUCAAUACAUCAUAUAUAAACAAAAUGUGAACCAGAUGAAAGACCAAAGUCUCAGGUAUAUGUUUCAUAUUCAUGUCAUUUUCAUAUCUUGUGUCAGUGCAGAGUUAUAAGCAAUCAAAUAAAGUGUGAACAUGUGACAUGUUGCCCCACCAUCGGGUAAGUUGUCUCACUACAUGGGGUAAGAUAUCACAGUGGAUGUAGCAACUAAUAAAACAAGGAAAAAUUAUUGUUGUUCUCAUGCUCUGGAGUUAGGAUAGCUGUCUGACUCUGUAUUUUGGCUGGGGUGAAUGUUUUGCAGUACGGAGCCAAGUUAUAGUUGACAUUAAAGUCCUUUAUUGUCCUCCAGAUUGAUUUUUUAGCUCGGGUCACCUACCUGACCGCCCUCAGCAUCACGUCAUGUACUGCACUGCCAUGUUCUGUUUUUCUUUUGAAAUUCCUGACCAUGUUUUCUCACUUUCUCCUCCCCUUUAAACCACUCUUUUCUCUGUAAAGAUAAAGUCAACGUUUCAAUAUGACAACUGCUGAUAAGCAGACUCUCUAUGUUAAUUUUAAUCCCUUCUAAACAUGUGACAACUAACCCCAAAAUGACUGCGACAUGUUGCCUCAAACUACCAUGUUUGCUAAUUAAAGCUCUAGUUUAAAGUUAGUUUAAAACAGAACAAUGACUGAGGUAUGACAGGAUGCCUUAAUUUCUCCUCUAACAAGUCCACAUGUUUCACUGCUAGGAUUUUUAUCUGGAAGAAGCUUAUUUUAAAAUAUAUAAAGUUAAUUUUCUUUACUUUGGGUUGUGCAAAAUGGUUAAUUGGUGCUCAUCUCAGCUCACAAUGUGCCCUUCUCUUCUCAGACAGGACACGACCUCUGACCAUUUAAAGGAAGAAAACUAGUAUUCCACUUUAUAGUUGUGCCCUCUGGUGGCAAAGAUAAUUGCAAUGAGACAACUUAUUCAUGUGACAAAAAGCCCGGUCUCCCCUACUGUUAGUGCAAUCUGAUACAGUGAGUAUUUGUGGUCAUUAGACUACAUUGGACCAACUACAGAGAAGACAAACAUGAACAGGAUGAAAUAUCAGCACAAGAGCGAAGAGCUGGAAUUGUUUUUUUCUGCUCAUAAUGUAUUUUUGGGUCAUAAACCACAGGGCCAAGGAGAUCUCCUGUGAUAAUUAAUCUCUUUCAUACAAAGGAAGAUAUUUCCAAAAACCCUACACACUAAGUUUACACAGCUAACUUCAUAAAAGUCCUUCUUUUUCACAGAGCCUCCAUUGUGCAUUUUGUUUAACAGGGAGCCAACAAGUAAAAGCAUGUCAAAAUUUAACCUAGAUUAAUCCUGGAUUCUUAACAAAGCCCCACACUAAGCUGGAACUGAACCCUCAUUUGCAUUUUACAUUAGUGCGCAUCAACAAAGAGGAAUGCUGUGCAUGUUUGAAACUUGGCUUGUAAGGCUUCACUCUUUCUGAAAGCUGCAAAAAUAAGCAGAAUGGCUCUGAAUAACCAGAUUACAGAGCUGGUGGAUCUAAAAGGCACUUCUCAACUGUGUCAAAGACGCUCUGCUCAGAUUCAGAAAAGGAAAAAAACAAUAGAUUUUGCUUCCAGUUUCACUAAGAUCUCUGGUUUAAUUUUACUUUUUGGGUCAGUUCUCUUCUUUUUUUCUCUACCUCCCACUCUUGCGCGCACGCACACGCACACACACACACCAACACCUCCACACAUGUCCCGUUAGGUAUGUGACCCGGAGGUCUGAUGUGCUCUGACUUGCUCUUCCUUUCCUUUUAUUCUUAUCUUCCUUGUGUGUUCCUCUUUUCCGCCCCACUCCUGCUCUCCUGGUCACACUUCAGCUGUUAUUACACAGGAUGUCCUCACACAUUCAGGGUAACGCUCAGGGUUUACAGCAUCAUGUUGUUUUUGUUCGUUGUGCAAUCAAUGACUAAAUCAAAUGGGAUGAUUACACCACGACCCGCCAUGGAGUUUACUGCAGAGUGCCGAAGAUUUCUGAUUUAGAUCUUAAAGAGAGGUUCUUCCUUUAGAGGAAUAUGAUAAUAACAAAUAAGCUACUGCAAUGAGUAUAUUCAUUGAGUAGACAUAUGACAGCAUGCAAAGGAAUAUCUAAUUUUGUGUCUUAGCUGUUCAAAGCAGUGCAGAUAGUUUGGAUGAUGUUAUCUACCUUUGAAACUCUUGCCAGCUUUGAAUGUAUGUUUUUUGACGGAGGUGAAUAGAGCUUUGUUUUUUAAUCUCUCAAGGCCGCUCACAGUGUUAUGAAAUGACACGCCGAGCCAAGGCUGCUUGUGUUUUUCCAAAGUCGUAAAAACACUUGAACACUCCAGCACGCUUCUCCUCUUCUCCUUCAGUGUGAUUGUUCAGAGCUUAGCUGAGUCAGAUAUGAAUAAAUUGAAAACAUGGAAAAGACACUAUUGUUUUACCAUCCAGCUCUGCUAAAAUGUAAAACUUUCUUAAGAGUUUUUACAGUAUCUGACCUUUUUUCACCUGAAGUGUGUCAUCAGCACGUUGAUUGAAAACAUGAAGGGAAAGAAGUAGAAUGAAUCGUAACUUGAAAAAUUCCAGCUAUUUCAUGAACUGAAGGCUCCCAAUGUUGAACAUUUGUUUGGCCUUAGGUGCAUACCUGCAUGACACUCCACAUGCAGUGAACACAAGGUCUUUUUUGCUAUUUUCCCUGAAGGUUGAUGAUUAAUUUGUAUAAAAAUGUAAUAAGUUUCCUAAUGCGAGACAGUCCUUGAAGGCAAAAAAAAGUGAAAUGCCCUUUAUCAAAUCGCAUUUUUCAGACUAGCAAAUUUCAGCUAGCGAACUUUUAAUGUCAGAAAAUUGAAGAAAAAACCCUUUGAAAUGUGGUGAAUUUCUGAUUUUGGGGGAUUUGAUUGUCUCAGGUGAUGCCACAGUGACCAUCGCUCACAGAUGUACACCCAGAGAGCAGCUGAAGGAGUUGACCAGCCUGGCUGACAUCAUUAUUGCUGCUGCAGGUAAAAGAAAUACACUUUAAAACAUACACACACUCACGCUUGUGUCCUUUACAGCCCAAGUGAUGACCAGAGUCUAGAGUAAACCUUGAGUGCAGCCUUUUACAUGGGUUAAAACUGCAUGUGCAGGGUUUUCACAGCAUGUCCCUUUACUUUGGGGUCACCUUAAACUAUUUUCAGUAUCAGGUCAUCUGCCAAUCACAUUCUUUGAUGACAUCAGCCAGCACGCGAAGUGAGAGUUAUGAUCUUUACCAUCCAACCUGCUGUGUGGGACUGGGAAACUGUGUUGGAUACAGACAGGUGAUUUACUGCACACAGAUUUAAAAGACUGUGUUUUCUGGGUCAGAGUUUCUCAGGACUUGAGGACUGGUAUGUAUACUGUACAGAAAAGGAUCAGUGAAAACUUGACACGACUGAGCUGGUUAGGUUAGGAAACAGUCCUGAAAUAUCCCAUCUAUUCCUGGUCACCCUUAUCAAAUAUAUAUAUGUAUAUAUAUAUAUAUAAAUAUAUAUAUAUAUAUAUGUAUAUGUAUAUAUAUAUAUAUAUGUAUAUAUAUACACACAUAUAUAUAUGUGUGUGUGUGUAUAUAUAUAUAUACAUGUAUAUGUAUGUAUAUAUAUAUACAUAUACAUGUAUAUGUAUGUAUAUAUAUGUAUAUGUAUGUAUAUAUAUAUACAUAUAUAUAUAUAUAUAUAUAUAUAUAUAUAUAUAUAUAUAUGUAUGUACAUUUUAUGAAGUAUACUAAAGUUCAUUUCAGUAUUCUUCCCAAAGUAUACUUUGUACACUGAUACAAAUAUACUACCAGUGUACUUACAAGUAAACUUCUUCGGACCAAAAUGGCCCAAUUAGAUAAUAAACUAAUACUUUAUUAAAGUACACUUGAAGUAUACUUGAUUACUAUUCAUUUACUAGUUAACUUCAAGUCCCCUUUUUAGGUCAUAAAAGUACACUCUAAAACUUGUGUUUAUUUAUUUACUAUAUACUGACUAAUUUUUAUUCAUUUAUUUGUAUUUAUUUAUUUAUUUUUAUUUGGGGGGGGGGGGGGGGGGGUGCCUUCAGUGGGCAGGACAGAGUGGCAGAUAGAGAGGGGGUGAGAUGCAGCACAUGGUCAGGACAGGAUUCAAACCCUGUGACCACAGCAGGGACAGUCUCCAACAUGAUGUGUACCUUAAUUUACUCAGCUAUCUGCGGGCUGACUCUGAAGCAUAAUUAAAAGUACCUUUUUCUUUGCUUUUAUUUCAAUAGUAGUACAUAUUUGUAUACUUGGCUUGUACUGCUUAUCUUUUAAAGAGUAUAGUCUUAUAAUCUGACAGAGUAUACUCUGAAAAAGUUAGAUGGAAGUGUUCUCUGACCAAGUAUACUUAAAUGUAAGGCACAAAUACAUACUUAAGUAUAGCUUGAUCAAAAGUUUAAGUAUAAGUAUAUGUGAAAUGUAUUUAGACUUUUGGUGUAACUCUACGUACAAGCCAAGUAUACUAAACAUUAACUUAGUUAAGUAUAUCUCUGAAAAGUGCAUAAAAAAUAAGGUGAAGCACACUUAGUUUAAAAAGAGUGUACUUGAAGCUCCCCUAAACAUACUUCUUUUUGGUAAGGUAUGUAAUACUAAACAUAUGUAUUCUUUACUACAGUAGAAAGAGAUGAAUAAAGUCACGGACAAAACCAACAGGAUAUAUAUACUCCACUUAUUCUCAGUUAUUGUUUCACCUCUUUAUUAUCAUCUUCCUUUUCACCACAGGCUCAGUAAAAAUCAUGUUUUUUUAGUACGAUCUACUUUUUUCUACUUUUUCUGUCCUUGCUUUGAGUUCACAUUCAGGGACAAGCUUCUCUGCCCAACUAUUUUCAGAAAUCACUACUUUCUUUAUUAGCAUCAGUGAUUUGUGGCGAUGAGCAGAUUAAUGGAAGCAGAGCUGGAGUAUCUGUUGAAAGACAGUUAAGUUGAAAUGACAUGCCUCAGGGGGUGCUGUGUUUUACCUCUUUUGUAACAAAUGUCUUUCCCUGAUGACUAAGAGCUGCUUUCAGGGAAGGGCGCCUCAUUUUCUUUUCACCCAUCUGUUAAGUUUCACAUUUAGAAAUGGAUAAAUGUAUCUGUACUGCACUGCGGGAUUAAGUGAACCCUCUUCAGCUAUCAAAACUGUUUGGUUUUGGUGUUGAUGGAAACUGAUGUGUGCCGUUACACUUCAAACCUGUGCUUAGAGUUUAGUUUGGGAUCGGUAUGUCUUUGAGCCCCAUGUAUGUGGGCCGUUUACAAAAAACGAAUAUGCUUUAUAUCAUUAUUAAACUCAGACCUAAUCCCAGGGUUUUUUUAGCUGUAAUUUCAUACUUCUGAGUUCAGAGAUGAAACAGAAACACUUCACGUUUAAAUACUUCACCUUUUAUAGGUAGCAGGGUGACAACAAGGUGUGAUCUCAUCCUGCUGCUGUCUGAAGUGAGGUGUUUAUUGUCAUUCUUUUACAGUCCAUCGUCUGUAAUUAAGGUCACUGACAAGCAUCACUGCAACAGCUGGCAGUUCACUGACUUAGAAAUAGUCACUAAAUGUAACCUGCAGCAUGUUCCUCUUUUCCUAUAAGGCCAAUUUAUAUAGAGAAGGAUAAGGGCCACUAACAGAAAACAAUUGGUUAAAAAAGUUUUUAACUCAGAAAAAGUUAGAGUUACUUUAUAACAUCCAAAUAGUUCUCAGUGUUGUUAUUUAAAGAUAAUAUACCAAACAUGUCACGUUAAAGCUGAUCAAAGAGACUGACUGUAGCCAGAUCCUUGAGCCCUGUGUGCUGCCAACUCCUUGUCUGCUCUCUUCUUUUUUGUCAUUUUUAUGUGAUUUGAUUCAUUUUGACUCUGUAAGUAAAGUUAAAUACAGUAAAGACAGUCAGUUCACCUGUCUUAAUGGGAAAAGGGGGCUUUAUUGCCUGAUCUUGAUGCUGUCUAGAAGUGGGGCUUCAGUUUUGGUGUACACUGGCCGUGUGAAUUAAAAUCUCAUUUUAAGAUCUUGUUAUUUUUAAAUUCACGUUAGAUGUUACAUAACAACUUUACUUACAUCUGAAGACAGUUUUGCCUUUAAUUCCGGCCGCUUUGUGAUUUCUGUUUAUAGGUGUUCCCGGGCUGAUCACAGCAGAUAUGGUGAAAGAGGGCGCAGCAGUCAUUGACGUGGGAAUAAACCGCAUCAAAGAUCCAAAAACGGGAAAACUCCGACUCAUCGGUGACGUGGAUUUUGCAGGUAAAUAUCUAGGGCAAUUUUGAAUUUCCGUAGAAAGGCAUUGUUAGAUAAGUGGUUUCUAAAUCUGCAGGCUGCAAGUACAGCAAAACUGUGAAUUAAGUUAUUUCUAUAUAAUUUAUCGUGUUACGUUAGAACUGAAUCCUUGCUAGUUUAUUCAUUCUUCCACAGGGGUUAUGUCCAAAUAUGAACAGCUGAUGUCUUUUUCUAAAUUCUUGUGCCUCCACAUUUUAUCAGUUUUGGUUCAAAGAUUCAGUUUACUGGAUUUGAUCUUCCUCCUCAGACAGUAGAGGCCAAACAGAGAUCAUACCAUCAAUCACAGCUCCUGUUCUUGAUGUCAAACACUGUAACUCAAACUCUGUGUUGAUUUUUUGACUCUUUGUAGGAGUGAAGGAGAAAGCGGGUUUCAUCACUCCCGUUCCCGGAGGUGUGGGUCCGAUGACAGUUGCCAUGCUGAUGAGGAACACAGUGACUGCUGCCAGAAACGCACUGAUGCAUUAAACACACAUUACACACAUUACAAAGCUGGUAUUUAUUGAAUGAUAUGUCAUAAUGGAGAAGGCAUAUAUGCAAACACACACAUCAAUUAGUUUCAGUCAUACAAUACAUACACACUAAAUGAUUUACUCAUAAGCUCAACACUCCAUACCUGCUGGGAAACUAACUUGAUAUGUACUUUAUUUAUAUUUUGUUCAUCUAUUUAUUUAAGUUGUUUAUUUCAGAGUUCACUUUUUAAGAGUGUAGAUCAAUAUUUUUUCUACUGAAGUCAUUCGGGUUCAUUUUUGAACACUCCAGAUUCACUGGAAAAGGACUAUUCAAUAAAAAACACUGCUGUGCCAACAUGAA
Molecule: messenger RNA, 11641 nt
Organism: Xyrichtys novacula (pearly razorfish)
Lineage: Eukaryota; Metazoa; Chordata; Actinopteri; Labriformes; Labridae
Source: the annotation of a GenBank genome assembly